AUGGGUUCGCUUGCAACAAUACCGCCCGUUGCCCAUAAUGCAAGCCCAGCCGAUGCCGCCACCGACAACGCCCCAGACGAGCUGAACGACCUCUCCUACCUUGUGGAAGUUCUUCGUUCCGUCGAGACAGAGCAGAAUAUCGAGCAAGAUUUAAUCACCAGAGCAGCCACACUCGGCAUAUCCAUCCCAGCGCCGCCUUUGCCUUCGGAAGACACCCACAGCCCCGGCGCCGAGUCCGACGCCACCCUCUCCUCCACCCAUGCUCGCAACACCUCCUCUGGUUCAGAAGACACCACAAAUACCGCCAUGACGUCGAAUCCACCUUCACGACCGAAUACUGGUGCCGAGCCACACGACCACGCUCCUCCUGUCCCGAGUUCGAGAGCAAGAUCGCGGAGCCUCAACUUCUCAACCUACGACAAAUACCUGGCGCAGUUGGAACCCAACUUAUGCCAGCCCAAGAUCCUCAAACGGCCGCCUACUCCUACAAACCCCGCUCCGAGUAUAUUCAGCGUUAGCACGAGAAAGAGUUACAUCAGCAUCAAAAAUGGUUUAAAGGCGAAGGUCCGGUGGAAGAAGCCGUCUAAUAUACCAAGUGCCACUUUAUCCUGCAUAUGCUGUCGAGAUGACUUCAACAAGCAGAAUGAUCUCCAGACCCUGCCCUGUGGUCAUACCUACUGCGGAAACUGUCUACGAAUCAUGAUCGAACAGUCUACGACCGAUGAGUCCAAGAUGCCGCCCCGAUGCUGCACACAGCCCGUCCUGGGCACAACAAUACGCAAUCUCCUCACCCGUGACGAACAGCAGCUGUUCCUCAAGGCUGUUCAACAAUAUAGUACUCCCUGGGAAGCACGAAUCUUCUGCCCUAAUCCCUGUUGCAACGAGUUUAUCCCACCACGGAACCGGAUCGACCCUAAACAUCCAUUCGACGUGGUCUGCAGGGAAUGCCGGACCAGAGUGUGUAUUUGGUGCAAGAGGGAUGCGCAUCCCGUGGGCCAGGACUGCCCCAACGAUCAUGAGCUGGAUCAGGUGCUACGAAUGGGCGAGAAAUCUGGCUGGAGGAGAUGUUAUAAGUGCCGCACUCUGGUGGAACUCACCCAAGGAUGCACGCAUAUGACAUGUCGGUGCAAGGCUCAGUUCUGCUACAUAUGCGGUGCUGUGUGGGACCCUGCUGUAGGAUGCCCAAACUUUUGCAAUGGAGAGGAAGAGCUUGAGCGGCGGAGGAUGGAAGAGGCCGCGCGAGAAGCGGAGCUCGAGGCUGAGAAGGCGGCCCAAGAAGCAGCCGCCGCCGCCGCAGAGGUCGAGCGCCAGCUGGCGGAAAAGAGGACACAGGCUUGUGAAGAAUUCAAAAAGUUAAAAGACGAGCAGGAGGAGGAGAAAUGGCGAUUCAGAACGUUUGAACGGAAGACCAAGUGGGUCAUGUGGACGCGACAUGAGGAGCGAAAACUCAAGCUGAAUGAGAAAUACUCGGACCAAAUCGAUAAGAUGAAGGAGCGUCAUGCAAAGACCGAGCAACAUCUGGAAGAACGUCAGAUUGCGGCCGAGAUCGAGCUCCGGGCGUCGCUGGAACAGGCAGAGAAGAGCGUGCGGAUCCGCGUCAAGCACAUGGAAGCAUACUGCAAGGCCCUUGGUAGGUCAUCGAUGGGCGGGACCGAUAGCGACAUGCCGCCGCGCGUCGUCACCGAGAGGCACUUGCGGGAACUAGGACAGCAGCAUAACGCACUCGAGGGCAUGGCCAGGCUGCACCAGGCGAGAAUCAACGUGCUUCGGGACCGCCAAGCCAAACGCAUGGAGGAGCUUCUCGAACGCCAAGAGUCCGAGCUGGAGAAGCAGCGAGAGAAGCGCGAUCAGGAGAUGGAGGACCUCGUCGCCGAGCUCGCGAACGAGGAGGAUGCGCUGGCAAGAGUCUUCAAGGAACGCAAGGAGCGACUCGUGAGACGGUGGGAGCUCGCCAUCGAAAUAUUGCGGGUGACGAAAGAGAAGGAAAAGGGCGUCAAAUUUGCGCCGAUACCCACCCCAGCUUGGCCGGCGGAGGCACCGUCUGCUAUGGACGCCUCAGGCCCUGAUGAUGCUGGCUUGACUGUGGUGAAAGAGGAGGAAGAGAAGGAAGAGGCAAUUGAUGCAGCGAUCAUCUUGUAA
Molecule: messenger RNA, 2139 nt
Organism: Diaporthe amygdali
Lineage: Eukaryota; Fungi; Ascomycota; Sordariomycetes; Diaporthales; Diaporthaceae
Product: E3 ubiquitin-protein ligase ARI10
Exons: 2
Coding region: 1-2139 (712 amino acids)
Biological process (GO): ubiquitin-dependent protein catabolic process; protein polyubiquitination; positive regulation of proteasomal ubiquitin-dependent protein catabolic process
Cellular component (GO): ubiquitin ligase complex; cytoplasm
Molecular function (GO): ubiquitin protein ligase activity; ubiquitin conjugating enzyme binding; zinc ion binding
Source: RefSeq, a predicted model, not a curated record